AUGGACAGAACCUUGGAAUCUCUAAGGCACAUCAUUGCCCAAGCCUUGCCUCACAGAGACCCGGCUUUGGUCUUCAAAGACUUGAAUGUUGUGUCAAUGUUACAGGAAUUUUGGGAAAGUAAGCAGCAGCAGAGAACCACAUUCUCCAGUGAAGGCCUGGUGGUGUAUGAGUCAAUGCCCUCCUCUGGGCCUCCCUUUGUGAGUUAUGUGACUCUUCCUGGAGGGAGCUGCUUUGGCAACUUUCAGUACUGCUUAAGUAGAGCUGAGGCCAGGCGGGAUGCAGCUAAAGUGGCGCUCAUCAACUCUCUCUUCAACGAGCUGCCCUCCCGAAGGAUCACCAAGGAAUUCAUCAUGGAGAGUGUUCAGGAAGCAGUGGCCUCCACCAGUGGCACUUUAGAUGAUGCAGAUGACCCCAGCACAAGUAUCGGAGCCUAUCACUACAUGUUGGAGUCAAACAUGGGGAAGACCAUGCUGGAGUUUCAGGAACUGAUGACCAUUUUCCAACUAUUGCACUGGAAUGGAAGCCUGAAAGCCCUCCGUGAAACAAAGUGCUCUCGACAGGAAGUCAUCUCCUAUUAUUCCCAAUAUUCUUUAGAUGAAAAAAUGCGCAGCCACAUGGCCCUGGACUGGAUCAUGAAGGAGCGCGAGUCCCCAGGAAUUCUCUCUCAAGAGCUACGUGCAGCCCUGGGGCAGCUGGAGGAAGCCAGAAAGUCAGGACAAGAACUACGGUUUUACAAAGAAAAAAAAGAAAUCCUGAGUUUGGCUCUGAUUCAGAUCUAUAGUGAUCAUGACCCUUCCUCACCCAGUGAUGACCAGCUGAGUCUCACAGCUCUGUGUGGCUAUCAUUAG
Arvicola amphibius (Eurasian water vole) is the source of this 849-nucleotide messenger RNA. RefSeq names its product limb and CNS expressed 1 (gene Lix1). Bases 1 to 849 code for a protein of 282 amino acids. The record is from RefSeq and is a predicted model, not a curated record. Lineage: Eukaryota; Metazoa; Chordata; Mammalia; Rodentia; Cricetidae. The transcript has 6 exons. Gene Ontology annotation, biological process: autophagosome maturation. Gene Ontology annotation, cellular component: cytoplasm.